AUGGGGAGGAAACUAGACCUUUCCAGUUUGACAGAUGAUGAAACAGAGCAUGUUCUUCAGGUAGUUCAGCGAGAUUUCAAUCUUCGUAAGAAAGAAGAAGAACGACUAAGUGAGAUGAAACAAAAGCUCGAUGAAGAAGGCAGCAAGUGUAGCAUCCUCUCCAAGCACCGACAGUUCACUGAGCACUGCUGCAUGCGCUGCUGUGCCCCUUUCACCUUUCUACUCAACACCAAGCGCCAGUGCUGCGACUGCAAGUACAACAUCUGUAAAAGCUGUAGUUCCUACCAGAAGAAGGAGAGGGUGUGGCUCUGUUGUGUCUGUCAGCAAACCAGACUCCUAAGGGCCCAGUCCCUAGAAUGGUACUACAAUAACGUGAAAAGCCGCUUCAAACGUUUUGGCAGCGCCAAGGUCUUGAAGAACUUGUACAAAAAGCACAGACUGGAGAGUGGAGCUUGUUUCGACAUAAUAGAAGCAAGUUUUUUGGAGCCGAGUCUGGAGAAUGAAGGAAGCAUUAGUGGCAGUGAUUCUACAUUCUACAGGCAGACUGAAGGACACAGCAUGAUGGACACCCUGGCUGUAGCCUUGCGUGUUGCUGAAGAGGCUGUGGAAGAGGCCAUUUCCAAGGCAGAAGCAUCUGGUGACAGUCUGGACAAGCAGAACGAAGCUUGUUAUCUUCGUGAACACAAGGAGGAGUUGAUAGAAGAACUUGCCACUACCAUAGUGCAGAAGAUCAUAAAGAAGCAAAAAGGCAAAGAACAAACAGAGAAGGAAUCUGACUGGACGCAGCCAAGCAGCAUUGCUAGGAAGGUGACCAGUCAGAGGAUGCCGGCUUUUCCAGGGGGACAACAGGCAUCCUGCUCACUCUUGCAGAGAUCCCAGUCUGCAUUCUCCCUAACUGGUGAAGAGGCUCCAAGCAAGGUCCCGGCACCCCUGGAGACCCUGUGGGCAGAGCAGAGGGUCCAGGAGCAGAAACCAAAGGAACAAGAACAUGCUGCCUUACCCAGCUGGAAGAGCAUGGACAGACUAGAUGAGACAAAUCCAGACCCUGUUUUGCAAAGUGCUGAUGGGAACUGGGUGGCCUUGAAGAAUAAGCUGUUCCCCCACCAGCGGCUUCUGGCCAAAUCCAAGAGUGCGGCGUUCCAGGCUCUGGAGAAGGAGUCCAGCGUGGUGUCCGCCUAUGACGAGAUGGGCUCGGACAGCGAGGACGACUUUGACUGGAACAUGACCCUGAACAAGCUCCACCAGAGACCGCAGAGCCUGUCGGAAAACUCGUGCUCCACCGAUUGCCCCCAUCAGCCCGAGUGGGCUUUCGGCCACGAGGCGUGUCCCCGGGGGACGUCCCCCUCAUCCGGCCGGUGCACCAACCCCGAGGCCAUGUGCUCGGACUCGGAGACGUCUUCCGUGAGCUCCUCCCGGGACGCGCAGGGGCCGGCCAAGAGACCGUGGCUGCAGAGGAAGCCUCCCGGCACCCACUCCUCAGAGAAGGCGCACCUCCAAGCAGGGCUGGACGUGAACUUCAACCCCCAAGCCGCGGACACCCAGGACUCAGACAGCAGCGAGGCCGAGGAGGCUCCCCAUCCGGCCGACAAGCGGUCCAGGAGGUGGCGGAGGAGCAAGCUGGCCCCCGAGGAGGCGGCCCCAGGGCAGCCCCCGGCACAAAGCCGCGAGAAGGAUUCAGACUCCAAUCAGGUUUUUGAUGAUUUGUCAGAGACUGAUAUCAGCAGCGAAGAUCACCAUCAUAAAAGCAGGACAAACGACACAGAAGAGAAACUGAAGUCCAGGUUGUUUGAAUUGGCUGCUAAAAUGAGUGAGAAGGAAACAUCUUCAGGUGAGGAGCAGGAGUCGGAGCCCAGGACAGAAUCCGACCAUCAGAAGGAAAGUCUGUCCUCAGAAGACAAUGGCCAGUGCAUCCAGGAAGAAUUGAAGAAGAAGUACUCAGCUGUGUCCCUCUGCAAUAUCUCUACGGAGGUCCUGAAAGUCAUCAACGCCACGGAAGAACUGAUAGCAGAAUCAAGCGGUCCCUGGGAUUUCCCAGCAGAUCCUCCAGAGAGGGAGAAAGGACCAUUUCCUCUUGGGACAGACCAUGCGAGGCUUGAUGAGCAACUCACCUCCCUGGAAGAAAAUGUGUACCUGACGGCAGGCACGGUCUAUGGGCUCGAGGGCCAGCUCAACGAGCUGGAGGAUGCUGCGCGCAGAAUCAGCAGCACCACCGGGGAACUGGAGCUCGCUGAGCUCGAGGACCAAGUGGCCACCGCAGCCGCCCAGGUGCACCACGCCGAGCAGCAGAUGAGAAACUCAGGCCCAGAGAGAGGGACUGACUUGCCCAAGGCCACCGGGGUGAUUUCAGAUAUCGAGAGCAGGAUUGCAGCUCUGACUUUGGCAGGGUUGAACGUGGCUCCGUGUGAUCGUCUGACAAGGAAACGGGAUCAGAAGCAAAUGAACCAGGUACAGACUAUCGACACAUCAAGACAGCAGAGGAGAAAACUCCCAGCCCCACCAGUGAAAAAUGAGAAAAUGGAGGCUGCUUCACUAACUUCUAUUAAAACAUUUAACCGGAAUUUCAUACUCCAAGGGUCUAUGACACAAAGGACUAAAGAAAGAAAGAGUACUGCCAAGGACUUGAUGGAACCAACUCCAGGAUCCGCCAUAAUGUUUUAGUGGUACAGAACUCUACUGCCAAUCACACACUGCCUCCAGCUGUAUACACCAGUGCCUUUCUUGAACAGCCAUUGUAUACAGUAUGUCCCAUAGAAAAUAGGCCCCAGAGGAGCAUUGCUUCCUCUGGGAGCAGGGCUUUCUUUUUGUCUUGGAUACCUCAUUGAGAAAGCUGUCCAAGGCUUCAGCAUUCUGGUCUGCUAGUGGAAACUUUGCCUUAUGUUCCCUUGAGAAUCCAGGAAGGAUACUAAGAUACCAAGUUUCCAAAGCAAAGUUCUUUGUUUUACAAAUGGCACUUUCCCCCUCCCCUGUCAAUCAAUUGUGCUAAAGAAUGUCGUCUUUUAAGAUAAUGUAUGUGACUUUUUUUUUGGUAGCCCUGAUUCCACCAGAUGUCUAUCAAAAUUCCAUCUGGUAAAAGAGGAAAAGAAAAUUUAGCCCACUCCUACUGGCCACUUAGUUCUUACAAAGACCUUUCUGACUUAUGCAUGCUAAAGAAAAUGGACCUAGUAGUGAAUGCUAGAUUCACUGAUGUUGGAAGUGGUAAGAGUGCAGUUUUCAUUCUUAAAAAGAAAAGGAAAAAAAAAAACUACCAAUGAGCAGAGGCAUCUGUUAUUCCCCUCUCCAUCUGCCAGGCUUCUGGCUCAUGGUUCUUACGGUUAUUUUUAUUAGUUUGCAGUCACGAACUAUGAUGUCACAUUCCACCAGGACAGCUCCUGGUGAAAUAAAUAUGGCACACCUAAACAAAGACAUAUAUUUAUGUUUUAUCUCCAUCCCAGGGACUAUCCUGUAAUCUGGGCAAGUCACUGGUACCUCAACCCCUUCAGCAACAAUUGGGGAUUCAUCUGUUGAGCAGGGGCCCAUGGACCUUCUUAGGACUUAACCUUUCCCACACCAAGGAAAGAAAAGUGAUGGGAAGCACAUCUCAGAACUCGCCUUCUGAGCUUUAUUCAAAAUUAAGGAUGUGCUAUUUAGUACUACUCUUAGCUCACACACUUAGAUUAUAUUAUACAGCUUCCAAAGUCCUUUCCCUCCCUGUGGGAGAUAAGUAGUGAAUAUAGUAGUAUCCCCAUUAUACAGAUAAAGAGAUUAAGACUGGUUUUUAGAAGCAGAAGAUUCAAACCUAUGUCUUCUCACUCCCAAAUCCAGGGCUCUUUUCACCAAAUAAAGGUCUAUUGGGGAGGAUUAUAAUAGAAGAGUACAAAAGACAAGGUGAAUACAAAGUUACUUACAAUGCAAAUUAGUGAAAGCCAAUUGGAAAAUGAUUUGACUCAAUCAAAUUGUUUCAAAGGAAAUACUAAAAACCUUUCCCACCACAAAAAUUAUCAUCAUAAGCAACGUGACUCCAGGUGAUAAAGCAUAGCAUCAAUAAACUGUGAUGUUUUUCUGUGCAUGUGUGGACAGCAGGAAUAUGUAAUAAAUUUGUGUCAAAUUACAGUCUGUUCACAAAAAUAAACAGACCUAAAAACUUAAUUCAGUAAAGUGGGUCAUGUUUAUUCAUAAGUUAUUAAAGGAGAAUCUAAUUAGGAGGGUUGAAUUAAUUGGAAUGUCUCAAAAAAAAACCUCCCUUUACAUCAUUUUAACCUCUAGAUGAUUGGUUUGUCUGUUAUACUAUUCCCCAAUCUUGGUGGCUACAGGUAUGGGUCAUGAGCUGACCCUGAUGGUGGUUUGCAUAUUUGUCUAAUUAUACUAUUUACUAAUACUGUGUAUGUGUUAUCCAACUUAAAGACUCAUUUGAAUAGAGUACAAUUUUUGGCUUUUGUUCCAUUGGUGUGAUUUAAAACAAAAUGGAAAAGAAAAAAGCCCAAAAUACAAAAAGCUCCAAGUUCAAAAUAGAAUGUUUUCCAUAAAAAGGCAUGAGAAGAAGCUACUGUUGUGUUAGUGUUAAAAUAUUCUGUCUUCCUUGACAAAAAAUGUGUCCUGUGUAAGCAUUGCAAAAAAAAAAAAAAAAAAAAAACAACAAA
Gracilinanus agilis (Agile Gracile Mouse Opossum) is the source of this 4616-nucleotide messenger RNA. It is a transcript of the gene MYRIP, whose product is annotated as myosin VIIA and Rab interacting protein. Gene Ontology annotation, biological process: intracellular protein transport. The coding region runs from base 1 to 2658 and encodes 885 amino acids. The record is from RefSeq and is a predicted model, not a curated record. Gene Ontology annotation, cellular component: cortical actin cytoskeleton. Lineage: Eukaryota; Metazoa; Chordata; Mammalia; Didelphimorphia; Didelphidae. The transcript has 17 exons. Gene Ontology annotation, molecular function: actin binding; myosin binding; small GTPase binding.